AUGGCGUACGAGAAAAUUAAACUGACGGUUUGGAGGGGAGACUGGGGUCUGCCGUCAGUAGACCCUCAUUGCCUAGCCGUGCUGGCCUAUUGUAAAUUUUCAGGAGUGCCUGUAGAAGUUAUUAAAACAGGGAAUCCUUGGUAUUCUCCUUCAGGAAAUUUUCCAGUUCUUCAGUACAAAGGUGAGAGCUACACAAAGGUGUCAGAUAUCUUCAAUUUUCUCAGAAAAGAGAACUGGGGCAGUGAUCAUGAGUUGUCCUGUAAGCAAAGUGCCGAUGUCCUGGCAUUCUCAGCCAUGCUGGAAGAGAGACUGCUUCCUGCUCUGCUGCAUCUCUGGUGGAUGGAUGACAAAACCUUCAUCGACGUGACUCGUCCAUGGUAUGCCAGCGCCAUCCCCUUCCCCUUUAGUCUGUUCCAUCCUCGACGUAAACAGAAGAAAGCAGAGUUGAGAGUACUGCUGACAAAAGGCGGGGAUUACAUCACCGAUGCUGAAACUGAGGCUAAGGUGUACAAAGAAGCCAAGGAAUGUCUGAACCUGCUCUCUUACAAACUGGGAGACAAACCGUACAUGUUUGGCAGACUGCCCUCGUCUCUGGAUGCCCUGAUCUUUGGCUAUCUGACCCCACUGCUGAAGGCACCUCUGCCAAGCAAUCAGCUGCAGACCCAUCUCUUACAGUGUGAGAACCUGUGCAGGUUGUGCAAUGACAUUCUGACAGUUUUCUUCCCUGCUGAGGUUCGAGAAUCAAAUGAGAGUAAAAAACAAAAUGACGAGGCAAAGAAGAAAGAUGGCACCAAAAGUGACCUUGCGGAGUUCCCACACAGACGCAGAAACAUUUUUCUGGCUGUUUUGUUUGUGGUGGCAGCCAUGACAGGGUUCGCCUUUGCUCAUGGUCUGAUUCAGAUCACAAUAUCUGACGAUGAUUCAUCCAUGACAGUCAAGCAGUCCAUCGCUUCCAAGUCAGAGGGCAGAGAACUACGCUCCCAGAAACACCAAGAUAUUCUGGAAGAGUCCACUGGUGCUGGGGAAGACUAA
Molecule: messenger RNA, 1032 nt
Organism: Candidula unifasciata
Lineage: Eukaryota; Metazoa; Mollusca; Gastropoda; Stylommatophora; Geomitridae
Source: the annotation of a GenBank genome assembly